Molecule: messenger RNA, 3850 nt
Organism: Vespa velutina
Lineage: Eukaryota; Metazoa; Arthropoda; Insecta; Hymenoptera; Vespidae
Product: flavin-containing monooxygenase FMO GS-OX-like 2
Exons: 7
Coding region: 959-2236 (425 amino acids)
Molecular function (GO): NADP binding; flavin adenine dinucleotide binding; N,N-dimethylaniline monooxygenase activity
Source: RefSeq, a predicted model, not a curated record
UUUCACGAAAUAUUCGACAAAAUCAUAUUUCUUUUUUUGUCGUAAAUUUAUAUUAUUUUAUAUCACAAUAUGUAUCAAUUAUAUUUAUUAUUCUUCAUGCAUUUAUGUUAUAAAAUAAAUGCGUUUUUUCUAAGCAUGAUACAACAUCAAAAGGAGAACAUACGAAUAUAUGAGAGAUUUCAAAGGUUUGACUAUACAACCUAUUAAUGCUAUUUAUUUUACUCACACUAGAACUAUUGUUAUAUGUACGCGUGAAAAAGCUAUAUAUAAAUACGAGUUUAUACAUCGAUACGAUAAAUGCAUUGAGUGAUAGAGAUAAUGUUUCUCGCAUGUACCUUGCAAUUCAUAUUUUGUCCAUACUUGUUGCUGAUCACAUGCUUCGAGCGAAAAUUGAUUGAACGAUCUUAAAACGUGAGAUAAUUUUUGCUUUGUUAUUACAAUCAUAAAUUAGGACAUAACAAAAAUCACUAUUUUCACGUUCUUAUCAGAGAAUAUUAUGUAUCUUAUCAUUUAACAAAGAUAUUCAGGUUUUUGAGUUAUGUAAAUACGUAUGUCAGUAUAUUCGAGGUCGACUUGCGGUUUCCUUUGACUCAACGUUAGUAUUGUUUUUUCCGUUGUUCAACAAAUUCUGAAGCAUAUAAAAAGAGGAUGGCACAUAAAUCGACUUUAGUUUCUACGAUAAAUAGUUGUCAUAUUGUAUCGUAUAAUAGAGACAAAAGUUCGAGAAUUAAUGGUUAUUAAGAAGUUUUGAAAAUUAUCGUCAAACGAAUUUUUUGUCUCGUUGAAAUAAAAAACAAAACGUAUUAUAGUUAUAACAAUUGUUAUAAAAAAAAAAAAAAAAAAACAACAAAAAAUAAUUGACAUUUGUUUAUUUUUAAUAACUUUUAUUAGAAAAAAAAAAAAAAACAUAUCGACCAUCUCUAAGUUCUUAUCGAAUAAUUAGUUCGAUAAGAAAACAAUGGCGCAGAGUGUUAAUAAAAAAGUAUGCAUAGUUGGCGCAGGCGCAGCUGGCUUAUGCGCGGCUAGACAUUUGGCGGGAGAUACAAAUAUCGAAAUGACGGUAUUUGAGCAAACCGGUGACGUUGGUGGUACUUGGGUAUAUAGCGAUAGAAUUGGUUUAAAUGAAAAUGGUUUACCAAUUCAUUCGAGCAUGUAUAAGAAUUUAAGAACAAAUUUACCUGCAAAAGUUAUGAAUUUUCCUGAUUAUAUGAGAAUGAAUGCGCAGGAACCAUGUUGUAUAUCUCACAAUGAAAUUUUAUCUUAUUUACGUAAUUACACGGAACACUUUCAACUACGUAGGUACAUACAGUUUUACAUAAAAGUUGAAAAUAUACGUCCAAUUAAGUUGGAUAAUAGCAACGAAGAGAAAUGGUUGGUACGUGUUAAACAAUUAAAUAGUCAACGUACGGAGGAGUAUCGAUUCGAUGCAGUUAUGAUUUGUAAUGGACAUUAUUUCGAACCAUAUAUACCUGUUAUAAAAGGUAUGGACACUUUUCCAGGUAUAGUAAUGCAUAGUCAUUCAUACAGAAAACCAGAAGAAUUUAAAGAUAAAAUUGUAUUAAUUUUGGGUGCUGCAUCUUCUGGUAUCGAUAUUGGAAUCGAUUUAACUGAUCAUUCCUCUAUCGUUUACCUAAGUCAUAAUCAAGAGAGGUUCACGAGCGUAUUCCCAUCUAACAUGAUACAAGUCGUUGGAGUUGAUAGAUUGGAGGGAACGAAAUGUUUCCUAAAAGAUGGAACUUCUGUUACCAUUGACGUAUUUCUUUAUUGUACUGGAUAUCAAUACAGUUUUCCUUUCUUAGACGAAAGUUGUGACGUCAAAGUCGAUGAUAAUUACGUAACGCCAUUGUAUAAGCAUCUUAUUAAUAUAGAACAUCAAACAAUGGCUAUUAUUGGUAUACCUUCACAAAUUAUACCUUUUCCUAUGUUUCAUAUGCAGGUACAAUAUUUCUUGAGUCUUAUAAAAAAUCGUCUUGUUUUACCUUCGAAAUCUCAAAUGCUCGAAGAUUCGAAAUUAAAAGCCUCGAAGAAAAGACACGCACAUAAGAUGAUGACCGAGCAAUGGGAAUAUAAUGAUUCGUUGGCAGAUGCAGGAGGAUUCGAUCGACUUCCACCAUUUUAUAAAGUUGGUUAUCUUGCAUGGCAUUCACAGAUAAAGGCUAAUCUUUUGCGUUACAAAUACGCUAAAUUUGUUAUAUCCGAGGAUGGGAAAAAUGUGGAACUCGUCUUAUCUAAUUGACAAUAUUAAACAAUCGUAAAAUUACGUAUUUUAUAUAUAUAUAUAUAUAUAUAUAUAUAUAUAUGUAUAUAUAAACAAUACCAAUAAUUUUGAUAUAUAUCUGUAUCAAUAAAUAUAUUCUUUAAGAUCAUCGAUAUAGAUAAUGAUAUUUUCUGUCAUUUUUCAUCAAGUUUCAUAUUAAUCCUUUUCAGUUUGUUUUUUUAUCCAAUCACGAAGUAGAAUAGCAUCAGUAUAAAUACCAGGCUUACCUGGUCUUGCACAUCCAUCACCCCAUGAUGUUAAACCAAUUAAAACAUGAUCCAUAUUCACCAUUGGUCCACCUGAAUCACCCUAAGUGCAAACGAUAUAACGAAUUAUAAUCAUCGUUCGAAUAUUUUUACUUAAAUAAAAUUAUUAUGUUUCUUACUUUACAAGCAUCCUUUCCUCCAUUACGAAAUCCAUAACAUACUUGUGUAUCAGAUAUUUUUUGUUCAUUUGCAUAAUCAUUUUUACAUUCGUCUUUUUGUACUUUUGGUAAUAUAACGAAUUGUAAUUGUCUGGAGAGAACCGGAUCGAAGUUCUUGUAAUUAUAAAUUAUAUUGAAAAUUAUUAAUAAUAUUAAUUAAUAUAUAAAAUUGAAUAUAUAAACAAAAUUUUUAUUAUUACUAUUUUCUUACCAGAAAGUAUCCCCAACCAGCUACCAAGCCAAAAUCAAUGUAAGUCGAUUCAUCCUUCGCUAUAGUUAAUGAUUGUGUAUUAUUAUCAUAUUUGAAUGGUGGAUUCACUUUUAACAUCGCGAUGUCGUAAUCGUUUGUAUCAGGAUUAAAACUUUCAUGAAUAGUUAUUUUUGUUACAUUAUGAAUGACACCACCUUCGUCUUCGUAAGAAGAUCCGCUACGAACUUGAACAUCACGUAUACGAUUGACGACUCUACAAGUUGAUAUUUAUUUUAGUAUAAGAUUUUUUAUUUUUCUUUUAAUUUAUGUCAUUAUUUAAAUUUACUCUUGGGCACAAUGUCCGGCUGUUACAACCGAAUACUCGUCGAUAAUACCACCACCACACAUGUGUUGACCUUUCAACAUCAUCGAGAUCUAAAUGAUAUUAUUCGAUUAAUUAAUCGAUCAGAUUAACAAUAUUUUUAUUUAUAUAUUUUAAUUUUUAUUUAUAAUAAUUUUCUUAAAUUUAUGAUAUCUUACCAUGAAUGGAAUUGACGUGAUAUUUAUAAAUGCACCUCCAACAAUUCUGUUCGAUGAUCGAAGAUUCAUUUUCUAUCAAUAGUAUAAAAUUGUAAUAUAUACGAAAAGUAUAUUUCAAAGAUUAUACAAUUUAUUGCUAUUACUUUUUCUUUUUCCUUUUUUCUUUCUUUUCUUUUUUACAUUUUUUUAAUAUUAUCACGAAGGCGAAACGACUCGAAGCGUUUAAAUGAUAUUUCCUUAAAGAACUUCCAAUGAAUUUUAAUAGAGUUUUGAGGUAUAAGCAAAUUUAUACAAAAAAAUUAUCUUUUUCCUGAUAGUUAUUUAUUUUCAGUAAACAAUUUUAGCGAUAAAGCUACAAUGUUUUAUGAAAAUAACCCUGACGUUGCUUUUUUUUCCCCAAAAUGUGACCUUUAACAAUUCUUAAGUUCGAUAACAAUAA